AAGCCAAGCCAACCCGUUUCCACUAGUAGUAAAACCGAAUUGAAGAAAACUGCUCAAUUCAUAAUCCUUGCGGUUGUCGCAAGCCAAAACGAUCUCACACUUUCAACUUUCUCUUCCAUUCUCUCAUACACAGGUUUUUUUUUUUUUUUUCAUUUCUCUCAUACACAGUUUACCUUCCUCUAAACCCUUUAAUUUAUACAAACCCUAAUUCAUAUACAGAAAAUACAUACACAUAUACAUACAAAUUUUUCGUUAUUGAACGGACCUGAAAUCCAAUUUUGGUAAUCUUUUUAGGGUUUUUAUUUCAAAAACACAGAGCACACAUAUAUAGAGUGUAAUAGAUGAAGCCAAUAAGGCUUCCGGAGCCGCCGGGGAGUCCACCGAGGGGUAUGCCCGACAUAUUCGAAGGUGGAGUCUACGGCGUGAUCCGACGGGCGGUUAUUAUCGGCAACGGAUUUUCGGCUUCUGAGAAUCAGAGCGUCGGUUUGGUUCGAGCCCUUGGGUUCUCUGAGAAGCACACCUUAUAUCGGGUUACAAGGCCAAGAGGAGGAGUUAAUGAGUGGCUGCACUGGCUCCCAGUUUCUUUCCACAAGAAGUUAGAUUACAUCAUCAGGCAGAUAUAUGGUUAUUCACAAAUUCUCUUGACAGGCAGAGGGAAGAAACUUGCGCCUCUACAUACCGAAAAUGGUGGCAGUGUUGGCUUAUCAUCUGUUUUAGAAGCGGAUGUUCAGAAGAUUAUAACAAUGGCGCGGGAGACUUUUGAGAAGGAUGGCCCUUUGCUGGUGGUUGCAUCUGGCAGAGAUACUAUAUCAAUUGCAAGCUCUUUAAAAAGAUUAGCAUCGGAGAAUGUGUUUGUUGUCCAGAUUCAGCACCCAAGGUCCCAUUUGAAUCGGUUCGACAUGGUGAUCACCCCUCAUCAUGAUUACUACCCUUUGACUCCUCGUGCACAGGAGCAGGUCCCUCGGUUUUUGCGGAAGUGGGUAACUCCGUGUGAACCUCCUGAUAGGCAUGUGGUCCUCACUGUAGGAGCUCUUCAUCAAGUUGAUUCUGCUGCACUUCGCACAGCAGCCAUUUCAUGGCAUGAAGAGUUUUCACCUCUGCCAAAGCCGUUACUUGUGGUCAACAUUGGAGGCCCCACGAGCCGCUGUCGAUAUGGUGCUGACCUUGCAAAGCAGUUAACAGCCUCUCUGCACAAUGUUCUUGCAAGCUGUGGUAGCAUAAGAAUAUCUUUCUCAAGGAGGACUCCUGAGAAGGUUUCCAAUAUCGUAUUGAAAGAAUUUGGAAAUCAUCCAAAAGUUUACAUAUGGGACGGUGAAGAACCAAAUCCACACAUGGGGCAUCUAGCUUGGGCUGAUACUUUUGUCAUCACUGCGGAUUCAGUUAGUCUGCUGAGUGAAGCUUGCAGCACCGGUAAACCUGUAUAUGUUAUUGGUGCCGAGCGUUGUACGUGGAAGUUUGUGGAGUUUCAUAACUCUCUGAUGGAACGAGGUCUUGUUAGGCCAUUUACUGGUCUUGAGGAUAUGUCAGAAAUCUGGAGUUAUCCUCCGCUAAACGACACAGCAGAAGCAGCCAAUCGGGUUCACGAAGCACUUGCCGAGCGUGGAUGGAGAUUGCGGCCAUAGAGAAGAACCCUUUAUUUAUGUUGUAGUAUUUUUCUCAUUGUUUUAUGUACUACUUUCUUUAAAGCUACUUGUUAUGAAUCUUGUGCAGAAAUACCUUAGACAUGAUACUGGGGUCAGCAUUGAUGGCUUAUUCUUUUGCCCUGGGGGGUUUUGAAACUAGAAUAAAUGUCAGCUUUAUUAGCACGGCUUGUGAAAUAGUAAGAGAUGGGUGUCUUUUGGGGGAGAAUUUUGUGUUUUGGAACUUCAUUGUAUGGAAUCGUUUUGAGCUGUUCUUCAUGGGAUUGUAGUUCUGGAGUUUUGGUUGAUCUCACUCGAA
Ilex paraguariensis (yerba mate) is the source of this 1938-nucleotide messenger RNA. Lineage: Eukaryota; Viridiplantae; Streptophyta; Magnoliopsida; Aquifoliales; Aquifoliaceae. The record is from the annotation of a GenBank genome assembly.